Messenger RNA from Talaromyces marneffei, 270 nucleotides. RefSeq lists its product as uncharacterized. The transcript has 2 exons. Lineage: Eukaryota; Fungi; Ascomycota; Eurotiomycetes; Eurotiales; Trichocomaceae. The record is from RefSeq and is a predicted model, not a curated record. Bases 1 to 270 code for a protein of 89 amino acids.
AUGGGUGAAUCUUUAAGCGUCUCAACUCUCCCAGUCACUCACUCUGUUCAUCUCAACUCCGAACAGCCACCAGACGAGUCACGCCGCCCUACAAACCUGCUUACCGGACCACUGACUUGGAACUUUGAAUGCUUGGUGCUUUCUGACUUGCCUCUCGGAAUCCGUCCACAUCAUCCUCCCCCUUAUCGUCAUUCCAUCUGCGCAACAUCGCGUGUCGUGGUUUACUCCGGCUCCUUCGACCGCCCACUUUCCCGCCACCCCACGGCCUAG